Molecule: messenger RNA, 1640 nt
Organism: Striga hermonthica
Lineage: Eukaryota; Viridiplantae; Streptophyta; Magnoliopsida; Lamiales; Orobanchaceae
Source: the annotation of a GenBank genome assembly
AAGGACCACAUCUCACGCCACGUCUCAACCCCGUAGUCGAGCGUCGCAGCCGCCUCCGGAACAAACUGCGCGUUGCACCGACGUUGGGCGCAAUCCUCUUGUACUUCCUCAUGAAGAAACCGCCGAAAGUCAGUCGGGUCAUUCACGAUGGUCACCGCCUCAUGCACGGCACCGAAUCCCUUCCAACCUGGCGCAGACCGACCUUCGGCAACACAUUGAAAGGAAUCGAGCUCGUCAAGAAUCAUCCGAACUUGAAACGUUACGACGAAGAAUUGCCAAACUGGAAAGUCGGCAACAAGCACCCGAAGACCCCCCUCGGCGGGCCUCAACUUCGGCGCAAGUAUAUCUGGAAGCCGACUCCCCUCUCACACCGGAGCUCACUUCAGAACCUGUACCUGGGAAAGUUAAAGUCCCUCAAAUUGGGUUAUAUGAUGGAACUUCAGACCCCGAAUCACACCUCGAUCACUAUACUUCGUGGAUGGAUCUGCAUGGGGCCUCAGACGCACUUCGAUGCCGUAUGUUUUCUCUCACGCUGGGGCCUCGGGCCCAAAAGUGGUACCAUUCUCUUCCCCCUCACUCUAUUUGGAAGUGGCAACAAUUGAGGUCGGCUUUCCGAUCUCAUUUCAUCGGGGCCCAAGUCUGUCUAAUUCCAAAAGAAUCUCUCGCAAAUGUAACACAAAAAGACGAUGAAAGUGUCAAUGAUUACAUCGCUCGGUUUAACGACCGAGUUCAGAAUAUGGAGCCUUGUCAUCCUGAAACCCUGCUUGUCAUGGCUAUUGCCGGGCUGAAACCGAACUCGAUUUUCUGUUGGACACUGUGUCAAAAUAAACCAAACACCUUUCAAGAAUUUCUUACUCGAGCUCAGCAACACAUCAUAGCCGAAGAAGCCAUGUCGGUCCCCGACUUUAAUUUUAACCCGAAGUCAUCUAAGGCGGGAACCGACGAGAAGAAGAAAAAUAAGUUUUUUGAAAAGCAGAACAAGACUCAAUUCAGAGGGCCUCCUCGGGGAGAUCCCAACGAUCCUGAAGUACGAGCAGCCCGAAAACAGUAUGCCACCGAUGUAAAAUCCGGUUAUCAGACCGUAUAUUCAACUGGGGCUGCCACCAUAUACGAAGAAAUCAAAGGGAAAGGCAUUUUACCGGAUCCCAAGCCACUUCGGAUGCCCGAAGAAAAGUUGGACAAAUCCCGAUAUUGCGAUUAUCACAAAUCGCCAGGACACAAUACUGACGAGUGCUUAAGCUUAUUAGCUGCUUUGUUGCGUUUAAUCGGUCAUCCACAGCUCAGAAAGUUCUAUCGUAACACCGAUCCUCAGAAACGGGGCCCAGGGCGUCCAAUGGAAUCUUAUGAUGAUGACGACGAGGAGGACCGCGGUGCUAUACCGAAGCGUAUCCGGCAAGGAGACAAGGAAAUAUUCAUGUUCACUUCGGAAGUGCUCGAUUCCAAUUCAACUGGAACCUCUCGAAGACGCAAGCGAAGCAGAUCUCCCAGCCUGAUGCAAAUAACUGUCCACCGCGUCAAUACUAACAACACUCGGAGUACAUUAUCCCGUCGACAAGUCAAAGCUUACGCUCGACAAGCUUACAAUUCCAGUAAACAAGUGUACACUACCGAUCUGAGAGACAUCCUCAACAACAGGAAUU